Molecule: messenger RNA, 1527 nt
Organism: Xiphophorus maculatus (southern platyfish)
Lineage: Eukaryota; Metazoa; Chordata; Actinopteri; Cyprinodontiformes; Poeciliidae
Product: GTPase IMAP family member 7-like
Exons: 2
Coding region: 68-1261 (397 amino acids)
Molecular function (GO): GTP binding
Source: RefSeq, a predicted model, not a curated record
AAAUCUCUCACGAAGCACGUAACAUCUUCUUUUUAGAAGACUGAUCCUCUGAACUUCUACACUUAUCAUGGGUGCACCAAUUAGAAUGGUCCUCCUGGGAAAAACCGGAUCUGGUAAAAGCAGCCUGGCCAACACAAUAUGCGGAGACCAGCUGUUCACCACCAACCACACGAUCAACUCUGAAACAAGCCACUGCAAAGCCAUCACCAGGUCCGUCAGUGGGAGAAACCUCACGGUCAUCGACACCCCGGGUUUCUUUGACACGGACCGGCCGGAGGAGGAGCUGGAGCCUGAGAUAGUGAGGUGCCUCGCAGAGUGCGCUCCUGGGCCCCAUGUGUUCCUCAUUGUGCUCAAGGUGGAGAAAUUCACAGAGCACGAGAAGGCCGUCAUCGAGAAAAUCUGCACGUGCUUCUCUGAGGACGCUCUUAAAUACGCCGUGGUGGUGUUCACUCAUGGCGACCAGCUGCCUGAUGGGACGCAGAUUGAGGAGUUAGUCGGGCGCAAUAAGCUUGUGAGUGAACUGGUGAAGAAGUGUGGCGGCCGCUGCCUCGUCCUGGACAACAAGCACUGGAACAAUAAGCAUCAGGACGAAUACAGGACCAACCCGUUCCAGAUGGAGAGCCUGCUUCAAACUAUUGACACGUUGGUGACGGAAAACGAGGGCAAAUGCUACACCAAUGACCUGCUGCAGGCGGCCGAGGAAGAAAUAAAAGAAGAGGAGGAGAACCUUCGACUGGUCUCAGGAAACCUGCCGGAUGCAGAGAUCAGAGAAAAGGCCAAGAGAAGUGUUGCUGAUAAACUCUUGAUCAGAUUUACGGGCCUUGGCGUUGGCGUUUUGUUAGGGGCGAUUUUUGGUGUGGUGUUCAUGGUUGGAGCAGUCCUUACUGUUUUACAGGAAUCUUCGAAGCCAGUAAAGCUGAGGAACGUGGUGGAAGUUGCAGCAUCAACAGGGAUGGCAUUAGGGGUAGGAGGAAAGGCAGUAGGGAGCUGUGUGGUACCAGCAGCGAUGUUUUUGAGUGUAACAGCAGCAUUUGCUGCAACGGGAGCUGUUAAAGGUGCUUUAACUGGAUACGACGUGGCUGAAGAAGCAGCGACUCCAAAGGAAGCUGCAUGGAAAACAGCAGAGGCUGUGAAGAAUGAGGCGCAGGUUUGCUUAGAUACGAUUAACCAGGGCUGGAACAAAGUUAUAGAAACAAAAUGUGAAAAUUUAGAGGAGGACUCUUCUAGAAAAAAGAAGACAUCUUGCUGUACUCUGAUGUAAAACCUUUACAAGCUUUACUGAAAUCAUCUUUACUGGCUGUGUGGAUUAUUCUGGUAAACAUUUUAAGUGUCUUCUGAACUUCCAACAUGAAUGAAUUUCUGCUGCAGGAGGAAAGUGGACAGGAGGGACGUCCAGUUAAACUGUCAUUAAUGGAAUCUAGUUAUACAUUGUCAAACUAAUUUGAUUGGAAUAAAGCAUAUAGAUGUGAUUGUUAAACCUGUUGUCAUUGGUUUAUUCUUCAGCCUGUAUGUUUAAUGUUUCCUGUA